Acanthoscelides obtectus is the source of this 3196-nucleotide messenger RNA. The record is from the annotation of a GenBank genome assembly. Lineage: Eukaryota; Metazoa; Arthropoda; Insecta; Coleoptera; Chrysomelidae.
GAAACAGCGUCGCGAGCUGGGCUUGAGACGCUUUUGGUCAGCCGUGAAGUCUUCCAAUAGCAGUUCGAGUUCGCAGUGCGACCAAGGUGUCGCUGACGAUUCUCCGGUGGACGAUGCGAAGCCAGGACCACACUGCUCUCUUCCAUUGCUCCAGGUAUGGCCGAGUUCCGACAGCCCACGCGGCGAGGCAGACGGACAAAGUUUCGUGUUCCCGGCAUGCGCCGAGGACGCGACUUCGCAAAUCUCCACCUGCUUGGAUACAAUCAAUCACCAUGACUCCGGCAUCGAUUCUAACCAGGUUUCCCCACUGCCUUCAUCCACAGCGGGUGGUUCAACGCUUCCGAUGUCCCCGUUGGCUACCCCUGUACAAUCUCCCACUCCAAGGAGGCCCUCCUGUUCGUUCCUGCAUCCUGAUCACGCCAGGUUGUUUAGGCUCCAUCCACCUUCAUCGCCUGUGCACAGUUCUACAGAGGAUAUGUCCGAAAGCAACGAUAAGAAUUAUGCCUUUAGUAGUCAGCACAACAACCACGUUCCAACGCCUUCGUCUUCAACAACGUCAUCACUGGCUUCGAUAGCUGCCGCAGCUGCCAACUGUAACUCCAGAACUAGCGAUAGUUGUUCUGAUGGUCGCAGAAGAUCAUCCACAAUGACUGCUAGGUACUCCCUAUUCGACACGAUAGAUCUAGAAUACGCUCUACUUAGAGCGGCGGCGAGAGGCAGCGUCGGCCCUUACUCCCUGUCCGAGAGUUUACACAAGUUGACCUUCACUCAAAGUCUCGCCUUUCCAGCACUGGCCAGGGGAUUGGCAGGGAAGAGGAGUAGGUCCCAACAAACGGGGCAUCGGAGACCUCUCAAUCCUUCGGAGAGUGGAAUUAACAGUUUUGCUAAGGUGGUAACAGCCUUAGUGCUUGUGUUAGUGAGCAUUUUGGUAUUCGCCGUAGUGUAUAAAUUCGUAAGGACGUGAGGGUUACUGUUGGCCCCCAAUAAAAUUGGAGGCAGGAACGCUACUUUGAUUACUGGGAGGGGAAUCACGUAGUGCGGUGACUCUGUUACUGUGUAUGUAAAAAGUAUCUAUAAGAUCUUCUGUUGCUGUUUUGAUGUGGGUGUAAUUGGAAAGAAGAACCGCGAAAUGUAGCAUGUCGAUAAGACUAGUGAAUUUGUGCAGUAUUAAAUACUCAUAACGCAGAGAUAAUCUGUGAGAAUUUCGCUCACAUAUUUUUUAAAAUGUCGAUCUAUUAGAAAAUGUUGAUACGUGCACCAUAAUUUCGAUUCGCACCAAUCAGAAAACGUUAUACAUCCACCAAAUUUUUGAAUUCUAGACCAAUCCGAAAAUAUACCUCAUCCACCAAUCCAAGUAUGAUCAGAAAACGUGGCACUCACCAUAUUUUCAAAUUCUACUGUCUAAAUACCUUUAGGAGUUACACUUGAAUACCUUAUUCCAGAGUAUGAACGCAAGCACUCAACGAGGAUAUGGUGCCUUGUGGAAUACUUAUGCUAAUACUGUGGAAUAGUGUAUACAAAAAUCAAGUGUAAUUAAUGAAAAUAUUUUAAGGUUGUGGAAUUUACAUAUAUGGUGGAUGUGUCGCGUUUUUUUUUUCGAUUACACUUGGACUGUUAACAAUGGUGGAUGAGCUAUGUUUUCUUAUUAUCGUCAACAUUAAGAAAUAUGUUGGAUGUGCAACGUUUUCUCAUUGGUUCAAACUGAAAUUAUGUUGGAUGUACUAACUUAACGCAGCGGGGUUGUCAGACUUCGCCUUUGGAAACAUUAUUUCUAGAUCAAGUUUCGUAUGUUGAUUGAAAAAACCUGUGCAAAUUCACCACUUAGCUACAUAGUUCGCAUACGCAGCUUUCCAGAUUUUUUAAUGUUAUUUUUUUACUAUAUACCUGUAACUUUCGUAGCAAUAGACGUUAAACAGUACAUAACUACGCGACACCUUAGAUGCGACAAUUUUGUAAAGUGGAAUUGAUUGAAAUAUAUAUUAGAAUGUUGAACUUGUGAAAAUUGUUACACAUAAAGAAGAGAUUUAAAGUCAGUGUUGAAUUUCUACAAAGUGCUGUUGACUUAUUAACGAUAUAUGGUAAUUAAGAAAUAGAUACAUACAUAUAUGUAAGUAUAUUUUCAAACAGAUUAUUUCUCUACUGUUAUUCGUAUUGCAGGUCAUACUUUUCUGGUGGUCCGCUUCACAUGGGCGCCUGCAGGGGUCAGAGGGUCAUAGUCCUUCUUAGAAUCUGCGUGGAUUUUAAAAUUCAAAUGAGUCAAGUACCUCCGCAUUUCAAAAAGUUUUAAAGGCAGGUACUCUUUCACGACAGGUUAUCUCUUGUCGAUGAUCGGACCCCAGAGAAAAAUUCCUGCGGGCGCCCAUGAUCCUCGCACACAAAAAUCUAAACAUUCUUAGCAGUUAGAAACUUUAUGACCCAUCAAUACAAUUUUCCCAAUAACUUUGUGCUAUAGUGCACACAAAUAUUCCAAAAGUAUUUUUUAAAUAACUCCUUGAAUAUUAUUAAUUAUUAUGUUCAGAGAUUGUACUAUUCGUCAAAGCAGUUCUGUGAUAUUCCAAAAAAUAGCAAGCCCUGAGAUUUUGCGCAUAAGCUGAAUAAUUUCCAGGUUUAUCUGUAUAACAAUUACCUUUAUAAUUUCUAAUAGAUUUAUUGUUCAACAGAUCAGAUGGAAACAUAAUAUGAGUUAUCUUAAUUAUUAAAACAAAUUUUUGUAGGAUUACAUUCAAAUAGUGGGUGGCAAUCUUUUUGUACAUAAACAUACAAAUGACCGUACAUGCACUAGAGUGCUAAGCUGGUUGACUAUAUAUUUUUAAUUUUUGAGGCAGCUCCCAGCCUCUAAACUAAAUGAAGCUUCAUACUUUUUAUUUAGACGUAUCAACCUAUAUGGAUUUCCCGUCAAUAAUUUUUUCUUCUGAUCUGUGAAAAAAUCAUUCCAGUAUUUACUGGGUGCCUCUACACAUUGUCACUAUUAUCAACAUGAUUUUUCAACAAGUAACAUCUUUCAAGAAGAAAUCGACAAUCGAUAGCAUUCGUACUUCAAAAUAAAGUUCUUGUCAGAAACGUGAAUAUUUGUGUUGUACAUUCACGUUCCUCAUUCGCCUAUAAUUAUGGAAAAUUGAAAGAUGUAAUUUGUUCAAAAUAUAUACGAAAACGACUAUGAUGUUCUAUUUUUUAGGACGACUAAUUAUGAUAGGAU